Molecule: messenger RNA, 2121 nt
Organism: Strongylocentrotus purpuratus (purple sea urchin)
Lineage: Eukaryota; Metazoa; Echinodermata; Echinoidea; Camarodonta; Strongylocentrotidae
Product: adhesion G-protein coupled receptor G2-like
Exons: 9
Coding region: 1-2040 (679 amino acids)
Biological process (GO): G protein-coupled receptor signaling pathway; cell surface receptor signaling pathway
Cellular component (GO): membrane
Molecular function (GO): G protein-coupled receptor activity
Source: RefSeq, a predicted model, not a curated record
AUGGAAACUGUAUUCGGACGGGCCAGACUUCCGAUGACUGAAGUCGGAAUCGUUAUCGACUCGGAAGAACUGUGCCCAGAAGAAGAUUCUGAAGGUAGGAAUGGGAUAUAUGAUGCUAAUGUUGCUAAAGAAGUUUUCAGAAUAACCCAGAACUAUGAGGACAUUACCGCUAUUGACAUUGGCUUACUGUAUGAGAUCCUGCAGCUCUUAGCUGACCAGAACUCUGAUACAAUUGUAACCGGUCUCAUAGUGGGAAUAGUAAAUAACGUGAUGUUUGUCGAAGAGGAUGUGCUAGCCUCUGCCCAAGAGAAUGGAAAUUAUACUACCCUCAUCGCCCAGGUCUUGGAAUCUCAGUUGAAUACCGUCGACGUUGGUAACAGCGUGCUUGACGCAGCUUACCCCAAAAUAGCAGUUCAGGUGCUUGACGUACCUUUGGACACUGCUGGAGACGGCAUAGUGAUCACCAUGUUAAGUAUGGACAACGGUUCUUUGAGCAACAGUGACAUCGUGGUAGGAACACAUCAAGACACACCUACUAAUUCUGUCCCAAGAGACACCUUUGCCAGGGUUGUUGUACCCAUCGAGGUAGCCCAAGUUUUUACUACUCUAGAGGUCACGGAAGGCCCAUCAAGUUCUAACAACACUACCAGCGGAGAUAACCUCGGCACAACUACCGCUUCAGGAGUGUCCAGUGGUCCUGGGGAAACGACGGGUGAAAGCGGUAUCGGGUCUCUCAGGGUUGCUUUCGUUGUGUAUGCCAAUGAUGCCAUGUUUCCUUCACCAAGUCUUGCUCUACUCAACCGGGAGAUUGAUACACCAGUGGUUUCCUUAACAAUCGGCGGACAGAAGAUAGAGAAUCUCAUGGAGCGUGUCAAUAUCACUUUCUAUAGAUUCAAGCCUGACUCCCGCGAUCCUACUUGUAACUUCUGGGAGUUUAAUCUCGGUAAAUGGUCUAUGGAGGGAUGUCAACUGUUACCUGAUAACACCGCCAAUAGCUCCAAUGAUGAAUACUACACAUGCGCCUGCGACCACCUAACCAACUUUGCCGUUUUAGUGGACAUAUAUGCAGAGGACGAACCACCGAAACCUGUACUCCGUUUAUUGAGUAUCACUGGGUGUGCUAUAUCAAUUCUGUGUCUGGCCAUCGCUAUCGCGUCCUAUCUCAGUGUCAAGAAGAUACGAAGAUCUCAGACUCACAAGAUUUUCAUCUUUCUUUGCACCACCCUGCUCUGUUUGUACACCGUCUCCCUCGUCAUCAUCGCUCUCGACACUGAGUUCCAGCAAGCCGAGGUCGAGUUGAUACCGUGUUCCGUCCUGGCGGCACUCGUCCACUACUUUGUACUCUCUUCGCUUAUGUGGAUGGGCAUCGAGGGGUUUAACACUUAUCUGGUCAUCGUAAAAGUGUUUAAUACUUACAUCCCGAAGUUUAUGAUCAAAGCUUCGAUUGUAGGAUGGGGUAUCCCGGCUGUAAUCGUUGCCGCAACUGGGGCAAUCACUAGGAACUAUUAUGCUGAAGAAGAUUAUUGUUACAUCCGGAAGUGGCCCCUCAUUGGUGGUCUCCUGGUCCCAAUGGCUAUCAUCCUCAUCAUCAAUAUCGCUGUGUUCAUCUUGGCAAUGUGCCGUCUGCAAAGUUCUGCACGAAUGGCAGGACGUGUGAAGAAGGACUGCAAGACCGAACGACAAGAGACCCUAGAACGGAUCCAGAAUGGCAUCGCCAUAUUGCUCCUGCUUGGCUUCACCUGGACUACUGGAUACCUGGCACUGAUCAACGUGGACUUCACUGAACUCCUUUUCAUCAUCUUCAACUCCUUGCAAGGCUUCUUCAUCUUCGUCCUCUAUUGUCUUCGAAAGGAGACCAUCAGGAAGCAGUGGCGCCGUUGUAUCUGCUGUGCACUGUUGCGGGAAGGUGGCAGCGCUGAGUCCCAAGGAAAUUCUGGACGAACACCAGGAUCUACGAGUGGGACUGGAGGCUCUCAACCUAUGUUUGAAUCUUCGUCUGCCAUAUCCCAUACCAAUCCAUCUUUUGACAACUCAAAUUAGAUAUGAAACCAUCAGGUUGCGAUGAUUAAUGUGCAAACGAUGUAUCUCUUGUAACUAAUAACCAGAAAAUGAUAGUAGACA